GUGUGUGUGUGUGUGUGUGUGUUAGUCUAUGGUCAGCAGGAUGAAGGAGUCGGUAUUGGAGGAAUCGGCUCAAGUCGCGUCCAAAGAAGAAAUUUCACAGUUCAGAAACAGCCUGAAACAGAACAUCUGUGUGCAGAUGCUCCAAGAAGGUCACCACAGGUCGUUCUCUGAGCUCUUCUCUCUGCUGCGGUCGGACCACGAUCGCAGGGCGGCUGAACCGGGCUCUGCUCUCCAGCUUGAUGUUCCGCUGGAGGAACAGCAAGAGAAGCUGGAGACGGUGAAGCUGCACCUGAGCCGGGCCGAGCAGGCGGAAAGGACCGGUUCCUGGUCCGUGGUGUGUGAGCAGCGUCUGUUCCUGGGUCGAUAUUUCUCGGCUCCUGAGGAUCAGUGGCUGAGUUUGCACUUCUACCAAAGCUGUGCAGACACUGGGUGCUCAAGACCAGCCACUGAGGCCCGGGCCUGCAUGGCUGAGCUCUACCUGCAGCAAGGAGAGCUGGAGAUGGCGAAGCAGCAGGCGGAGCUGUGCGUCAGACAGGCGGAGGACGGAGGCUGGCUGGACUUGAGCGGUCGGCCCCUGAGGCUCCGGGCCUGUGAGGCACUAUGGAGGAUCUACGACACGUUAGCUGCCACUCAGCUGAUCGCUGCAAACUACAGCGAAGCCUUGGAGCUGCUCAACAAGGGCUACAUCAUGGCCACUGAGUCUGAAGACAAACACUUUGAGGGGGAGGCGGCCUAUCGACUGGGACUGGCCUAUCAGCUCACAGGAGACCACAACACAGCCAAAAAGUUCCUCAACACCUGCAUGCAGAUUUGUGGCACGAUGCAGGACGCUGACGGACUGGGAAAGGCCUACAAGGCUAUGGCCAAGUCUAUGGAGAGUGAGGGUAACACAGACGAGACAGUCCAUUGUCUGGAGAAGUUGGUUGACAUCACUCGUAGCACUGGACAGCAGGACAACCUGGCAGACGCCUGCCUGUGUCUGGGCAACAUCUACUACAACACUCAUCAGUAUAGCAGAGCCUGUGAGUUCUUCCUCCAGGGUUUCGAAGUUGCCUGUGGCAUCGGAAACGUGGAUCUGCUGCAGAAAGCCCAGGUGUUGCUGGGCUGUGCUCGUGCUGACGUGAAGUCGGCCUCGCCCGCAGCCCAGUGACGGCUGCUGGUCUGGCAAGAGAUGAGAGGAAGUCAGGAGCUUGUUAACGAUGCCGGUGAAGAAAAACCUAAACCAAAACAUU
Messenger RNA from Platichthys flesus (European flounder), 1232 nucleotides. RefSeq names its product tetratricopeptide repeat domain 29 (gene ttc29). The record is from RefSeq and is a predicted model, not a curated record. The transcript is spliced from 10 exons. NCBI's taxonomy places the organism in Eukaryota, Metazoa, Chordata, Actinopteri, Pleuronectiformes, Pleuronectidae. Bases 29 to 1150 code for a protein of 373 amino acids. Gene Ontology annotation, molecular function: protein binding.